CGAGAGCUCAGUUUAAUUCCGAACGCUGUGCAGAACGCAUAACAGAACGCUUAUUUGGAGAUACGAGUACGAAUGUGCCCCAGAAUUACACAAGAUUUGCAAAAAUGCAAAUCAUAAAAGCCAUCACUCAAAAUGUAGGUCCUCGGAUGGGCUUGGUCUUGGUUCUGGCUGUCGGCUUUAUUUGCGCGGUUCGAGCCUACGAUCCAAAGGUCUGUGAGCGCCAGCAGAAUGUUCCGUACACGCGACUGGCUUACAGGAGUCGACAGGAGCCGUAUCAGAAGCAUUCGUUCUGGAUCGGCUCGGAGACCAAGUAUCGUACAGUAUAUGGAUGGGUAGAAGAAGUAGACUAUAAAAUUGAAACAAAAAGGUUCUGCUGCAACGGCUACGAGGGAUCCAUCUUCAACUGUAUGCCCGUUUGCUCUAAAGGCUGCUCUGGAAAUAGUUACUGCACCGCUCCGAAUGAAUGUGGCUGCAAGGUUGGCUAUGGCGGAGCCAAUUGUGAUCCCAUUUGUUCCAGAUGCGGCAAGAACGAGUAUUGUCUGAUGCCGGAUCGCUGUGCCUGCAAAGAGGGAUACCAGAAGGUCCACAACGAUGGCGAAUGCCUGCCCGUAUGCCCAGAGCUCUGUGUGAAUAACAACUUCUGCGCCGAGCCGGGAAUUUGCGAGUGCAAACUCGGAUAUGCCAAGUCGCAGAUCGACUCCUCGUGUCAGCCCGUCUGUUCGUCCAAAUGCGGACCCAACUCGUUCUGCCAGGAGCCGAACGUCUGCGUUUGCGAAAAGGGCUAUCAGGCGGACGGGGAGGGUAGGUGCCUUCCCAUAUGUGAGGUUGAUUGUGGUGAUAACAGUCAGUGCGUGAGACCCGGAGUGUGCGAGUGCGAGGCGAGCUAUGCCGGCGAAGGGAAAAACUGUCUGCCCGUUUGCUCCAAGGUCUGUCCCGAUCAUAGUAGUUGCCUGACACCCUCCGUCUGCAUCUGCGAUCCAGGCUACACCAUGAAGGGAGACCGGUGCGAGCCGCACUGUCCCAAAAAGUGUUCGGACUAUGCCCAAUGCACAGCCCCCAAUGUGUGCGAGUGCUACCCCGGCUAUGUGGCCACCGGGGAAGACGGCAAGUGCGAGCCAAAGUGCAGCCAAGGCUGUGCCAACGGCUUCUGCUUCUCGCCGGAGGUUUGUGUCUGCAGCAUAGGCUACCUGAUGGGCCCCAACAAGACCUGCGAGCCCCAGUGCAGCCUCAACUGCGUGCACGGAGAGUGCACCCACCCAGAGACGUGCUCCUGCGAAUCUGGCUACCGUUUCCAAGGGAACUCGCAGCAUAUUUGUGAGGCGGUCUGCGAGAAGGGCUGUGAGCACGGGGACUGCGUGGCCCCAGAGAUCUGUCUCUGCCACGAGGGCUACCAGCCGCUGCCCAACGAUUCUGGCAGCUUCGUGUGUCAACCCGUCUGUCAGACAAACUGUGUGAACUCUACGUGCACUGGACCGGAUCAUUGUAGCUGCCUGGAGGGUUACGUGCACCUCUCCUUAUCCACUUGCGUUCCCCACUGCAGCAAGGGCUGCAAGUUCGGCGACUGCCUGGAGCCAGAGGUGUGUGCAUGCCAGCCUGGCUAUGAGCAGACAGAUAUGGGAUGUACUCUUCAGACGCUUCAGACGCUUCAGACUACCUCCACCUCCACGUCAUUUUCCGACUCUACAUCUACUUCUGCCUCCACACCCACUGACACCACAGAAGAUUCUACGUCCAUCGAUAUGGUCUCACAAUUGCCAGACACGAACUGUUCUCAGGAAUGCCUCUGCUGGAAUGAGUUCGACGAGCUGGGUCCCCUAAACAACGCCAAAUGUGUCAACGUUUGUGUGGAUGAUCAUGACAAGCCCUGCCUGGAGCUGCGUGAGUGCCUCUGCGAUCCCUCGAGUGGCCAACUAGUGUGUGGGGGAAGUGGGGAUUACAGCUCCGAGGUAGUGCGCUACAUAUGCAAGGCCGCCAAACCCAAGGCAACCUCAAAUCAAGGGAAGAAUGAUGCAGCCAAGGCCGAGCCCAGCCAAACCCACAAAAAUAGAUCGGAGUCAUCCAACUGGCACUCCGUAGUGGGGUGGUGCAUCGCUGUCGUCGUUUUUGUGGCCAUCGUAGCUACAGCCGUUAAAUUCUAUCCAAAAUAUGGCAAAAAACAUUCUUACGAAGUCAAUGAAGCCCUUUGUGAGAAUUCUCUAUAGAAUAUUGAAGUUGUCUUAUUUAAACUACAUAAGUACACAUACAUAUAAAUACAUAUCUAUCUUCUAUCUAUGUUUAUAAAAAUGUUGUGUUCGUUUCUCCACACAAUAGAGUCAGGCCGAGAGUCAUGCACAGCGACCGGAGCUCUGAAAAUCGCGAUUUAAAUAUUGUUGUAUAAAGAAGGUCUUUCCAUGGCUGUCAAAUGUUAGUAUUUUUUUCGAUCCAGAGUCCCUGUUUGGCUACGCAGCCAAAUAGUGGAAUUAAAUACAUAGAAUAUAUCCAGUGGUGCAGCAGUAGAGUAAAUCCUCAUUAUAGUUCGUUGUUUGCACUGCCCACUGUACUAAAAAACAUAUGUACACAUUUAUGCAUGAGGCCGUUCUCUCGCGUCUUCAUCUCGCACCUUUCUUUCUAGCCUUUCGCUAUCACUUUCUCGAUCUGUUGCUCUCUCGCUCGCAUUAGGACACGGGCAAUACUGCCCGCCUGCCCUUUGAUUUCGUCUUGCACUCACUUCUUGCACAUCGUCUUGGAAUCGAGCUAUGCAAUCCGACACUGUCUUGUACCGACCCCCGCGUUUACAAUCUGACCCCGUCUUCACUAUCCAACCGACUCGCCGUGCUCUUCGACUCUGUAUCGCCUUAUAUACUG
Drosophila obscura is the source of this 2844-nucleotide messenger RNA. Its product is annotated as neurogenic locus protein delta. Lineage: Eukaryota; Metazoa; Arthropoda; Insecta; Diptera; Drosophilidae. The record is from RefSeq and is a predicted model, not a curated record. Gene Ontology annotation, molecular function: protein binding. The transcript has 2 exons. Bases 105 to 2201 code for a protein of 698 amino acids.